AUGAUCAGUAGAUUUGUAGAGAUGGUAACAUUAAUAAGUCCAUUACUACUCGAAGAUUAUACUGCUCCUGUGAUGCCAACUGUAAUUGAAAUGGAUACGCUCAAACAAUUAUUGGAUUUAUUAAAACCAUUAGAAUUUGUGACGAAAGAAUCUUCUGGGGAAAAUUAUAUUAAAAUUUCCAACCUUAUACCAAUGAUUAGUUGCUUUCUAAAACAAUUGACUCAAAUUAAACCACACUUUGAGGUAAUUUGUGAAAUUAAGGACUUAUUGCAUGCUGAACUGACUCGAAGAUUCGGAAUGAUUGAACAGGUCAAACCAAUUGCAAUUGCUACACUUCUAGACCCAAGAUUCAAAAAUGUAGAUUUUAGUGAUCCAGUAGCCUGUUCACAUUUAUGA
Messenger RNA from Cinara cedri, 396 nucleotides. The record is from the annotation of a GenBank genome assembly. NCBI's taxonomy places the organism in Eukaryota, Metazoa, Arthropoda, Insecta, Hemiptera, Aphididae.